This is a messenger RNA of Hyla sarda, 6163 nucleotides long. It is a transcript of the gene TTBK2, whose product is annotated as tau tubulin kinase 2. Gene Ontology annotation, molecular function: ATP binding; protein serine/threonine kinase activity. Gene Ontology annotation, cellular component: ciliary transition zone; cytoplasm; nucleus. The coding region runs from base 565 to 4473 and encodes 1302 amino acids. Gene Ontology annotation, biological process: peptidyl-serine phosphorylation; cilium assembly; signal transduction. Lineage: Eukaryota; Metazoa; Chordata; Amphibia; Anura; Hylidae. The transcript is spliced from 16 exons. The record is from RefSeq and is a predicted model, not a curated record.
GAAGGGCCUCGGUGUGGGUGUGGCGUUAUAACAUUCCCGCCCCUCCCCUCUGAGUGACAGGCCCCGCCUCUCUUUUACUCCCCUAUUUUUUUUUCCCCACUCACGUCCAAUUACAGCCUGAAAAAUCACUUUGAAGGGGCGAGGCUUUUGGCAAAAGGAGGCGUGGCAAAGACUAGCAGGCUAGGUUUUGUCUACGCUUGUGUUGGUAGGGUAGCGUGUGACGUCGGUGGUGCUGCAGUGAUGGAGAGUGGGGGGAGCUGCCGGUGACCGGGAGGUAUAGUGGCGGCGGUUCGGCUCAGGACUGGCGGGUAACGGUUCGGCUGGCACCAGUAUGGGUGUGCCCCGUGUUACUGGUGGAUAGAGGUGACCGAAAGAGCUCUGUUAUACUGGACGUGGUGAACCUCACCCCCCCCCUAUUUCCUAGAUGAGUGGAAGGGUACGCGUAAUGUCACCCCUGGGCUCUCGAUUGUACCAUUGAGCCACUGAGUAAAUGGAAGUCACCCUUGGGAGCCAGAUGAUCUCCGGUGACACGAGUUCUGCGUAGCAGCCCCAGCACCCUGUGCAAUGAGUGGGGGAGGGGAGCAGCCGGAUAUCCUCACUGUGGGAGUCCUGGUUAAAGAGAGAUGGAAGGUGCUAAGAAAAAUUGGUGGUGGUGGCUUUGGGGAAAUUUACGAUGCCCUGGACCUGCUGACAAGGGAGAAUGUCGCUCUCAAAGUGGAGUCUGCGCAGCAGCCAAAACAAGUCCUGAAAAUGGAGGUGGCAGUUCUCAAGAAACUUCAAGGUAAAGAUCAUGUAUGUCGCUUUAUAGGAUGUGGGAGAAAUGAUCGGUUUAACUAUGUGGUCAUGCAGUUACAGGGUCGAAAUCUGGCAGAUCUCCGACGUAGCCAAUCCAGAGGUACCUUCUCUAUCAGCACUAUGCUACGGCUUGGGCGGCAAAUUUUGGAAGCUAUUGAGAGCAUUCAUUCUGUGGGCUUUUUGCACAGAGAUAUCAAACCAUCCAAUUUUGCAAUGGGCCGGUUUCCCAGUACCUGUCGGAAAUGUUACAUGCUGGAUUUUGGACUAGCAAGGCAGUUUACAAACUCCUGUGGAGACGUUCGACCGCCUCGAGCUGUUGCUGGAUUUCGUGGAACAGUACGGUAUGCAUCUGUCAAUGCACACAGGAACAGGGAAAUGGGCCGUCACGAUGAUCUGUGGUCUCUUUUCUACAUGCUGGUUGAGUUUGUGGUUGGCCAGCUUCCAUGGAGGAAGAUAAAAGACAAGGAACAAGUUGGCUCUAUUAAGGAACGAUAUGAACAUCGUCUUAUGUUGAAGCAUCUCCCCACAGAAUUUCAUGUAUUUCUUGAACACAUCAGUGGUUUGGACUACUUUACAAAGCCAGAUUACCAGCUUCUUAUAUCCGUUUUUGACAACAGUAUGAAGACCUUUGGUGUAGUGGAGAGUGACCCAUUUGACUGGGAGAAGAACGGUAUGGAUGGGUCCCUAACUACCACAACCACAUCAACUACGCCUCAGCUUCACACUCGCCUGACCCCUGCUGCUAUAGGAAUUGCAAAUGCCACACCUGUCCACGGCGACCUACUGCGCGAGAAUACAGAUGAAGUGUUUCCUGAUGAACAGCUCAGUGACGGCGAGAAUGGAAUCCCCAUUAUGGUUUCUCCCGAAAGGAUUCCAGGAUCACCAAGUCAUCAGCGGCCCCAGGAAAAGGAUGUUUGGGAGGAGAUGGAUGCCAACAGGAAUAAAAUUAAAAUGGGGCUCUGCAAGGCUGCCACUGAAGAAGAACAUAGUAAUGGCCAUGCAAAUGGCAUACAUAAUGCUCCAAGCCUGGGGUCUCCUGUGAGAGUUCGUUCUGAGAUAACACCGCAAGAUCGUGAUGUACCUCUUCUGCGCAAAUUACGCACUAUACACAGCUUUGAGUUAGAAAAGAGGUUGACACUGGAAUCAAAACCUGAUGCGGACAAAUUUUUGGAGAAUUGUGUUGAAAAGAUCCAAAAAGAACCAAAUGUGAACGAUGUACUACCUGCUGAUGGAUCUUCACCAUCUCCUUCCCAGCCAAGAAAGACCAUUGUGGCCCCUACCAAUGCUGACCAUGUCUGGCAUUACGAUGAUGAAUAUAUGCCAGAGGGUUCAAAACCAGGUUCAGCAAGUUCCCCCGAACACUUGGAUGGUGUAGUCAGCAAUGGGUUUGUAGCCGUAAACCUGAGCUCCUGCCGGCAGGAGGUUGAUUCUAAAGAAUGGGUCAUUGUGGAUAAAGAACGAGAUUUAAAAGAUUUUGCAUCAAAUGGGAAUAAAGGGCAAAAGGUUACCGGUAGUCCAUCAGAAGAGGAACCGGAGGUACUACAUGUUUUGGAAGAAUCUCCUCAAGACGGACCUCCGAAACUGGGCUCAUGGGCUGAUAACACUAAGAAAACUGAUGCAGGGAUUGAACUUAAUAUGAUGGUUUCUUCGGGCCCUUGUAUUGACAGACUGGAUCCGAUGUCAGGAGCUGCUGGCCAGCUGCUUCCAGCAACACCUACCAGUCCUAUGGAGGCACAAGCUGAAGGGGCUAUCACACCGCUUGGUACUCUUCCCAUCCUGUUAUCCUCUACCUCAAGACCUGCUAGCAAUCCCAUGUGCUUGGCGAGCCCCAAUACACCUCAGUCGAGCCGUUCAGAGUCUCCACACAAGAAAGAGAUUGGCAUCCCCAAGAGUCAGUCAGCUGAGAGUUGUUCUUCUUCCUGUCGUUCAACCAGCCGCAGGAACCUACCUGCCAUUCCCCAGGGUGGCACCAAGUACCCCAGUGUAAUUCGAAUAUCAAAGUCCCAGAUGACAAUCCCGCGACCCUCUGUUACAUCAACACAAUCUGCUUCAGAGAGCUUCCCUUGUGGACCAGCCUUAGAGAAACGAGAUAGAGACUCCAACGUCUUAGAAAUGUUGUCAGCACAUGAGAAUCCAACAGAAUAUGGGACGACAGAAGAUGCUAUUGCCACUGCUGCUAACAAAGGAAACCAGGCAUCAGAUUUAGAGAAUAAAACAAGUGGCAAAGAAAUGGAUUCAGGCAAUAAAGACUUGGUCAAUGGUUAUGACAUAAUGCCAAAUGAGAAGAAAAGUGUAGGGACGCCGGUACACUCUCAUUCAGGUUCUCUAGGUGAAGGCAAAUCUGAACAAAACAAGAGUUUUCAUCCUCCUAGGCUUUCUCCUGGACAGUGUAAAACCCCAGAAGGUGCAGUCACCGAUAUUCAUGAGUCUGCAAAGACCAGGACUUCAUGCUUGGUGCCAAAUGAACUCUCAGAUCUUCAUGAAAUAAAGAUGGAAGCAGUUCAGAGUCCACAAAACAUUGAUGUGGCAGUGCCUACAGGGACUUCCCUUGAAAAGGUUCAGGAAAAUGGGUAUCACCAAGAUAAAAAUUGUGCAUCUGCUAAUGGCUGCAUUGAAUCCGGCUUGUGUAUGUUACAGGACCAAGUUAGUGAUAAGGAUCAAAGAAGCCUAAAGAACGGACAGCAGUUGGACCUUAGCGAUAGCUCUCAGCAGUCCAAAAAGGAUCACACAAAGUCUUCUCUUCCAACUCGACAUAGCAGGAUUCCGGUAUUGGCCCAGGAGGUUGAUUCUGCAUCAGAAUCGUCCUCUCCAAUAUCUGCGAAGGAGAAACUUCUUCUGAAAAAAGCUCAUCAGACAGAUCUUGCCAGGCUCUUAAUGGAAAAACGGCAAAUUAAGUCAUUUUUCGGUGACUUCUCAAGUGCCUCUGAUAAGUCUGUGGAGGAAAAGACCUCACCGCCAGCUGUACGUUUAUCUGAGGAAGAAGUCUUCUUCAUUCCGAGAACAGUCUCUGAUUCUAACGUCCGGCAAUCUGAAGAUGGAACUGUAACAUCUCACAGUCCCCAGUCUAGGAGAAGUAAGAUCCCUCGCCCUGUAUCCUGGACAAGUAACGACCAGAUCAGCAGUGCUCCUUCAACUCCUUUCCUUCCAAGGCCACCACCUGGAAAACCACCCACACGACCUGGAGUGGAGGCACGCAUACGAAGGUACAAGGUUUUGGGGAGCGGUAAUUCUGAUUCGGACCUGCUCUCCCGUCUUGCUAAAAUUAUUCAGAAAGGGUCUCAAAAGCCACGCAGUUCUUCCCAAUCCAAAAGCCCAGGCUCUCCCCACAGCCCCAAAACUCCUCCCAAAAGCCCUGUGGUUCCCCGACGAAGCCCAAGUGCUUCACCGCGUAGCUCAUCAUUACCACGUACCAAUAGCUCUUCUUCAUCCAGAGCUGGAAGGCCCCAUCAUCAUGACCCUAAAAGCUCCUCUGUGUACGUGGCCCGUAGCAAAUCUCCGCCUACCCUCUCUGGUUCUUCUUCUUCAAGACGGUCCUGUCAACAAGAUUAUUGCUGCAGCAAACUAAGUAAGAACUUAUCCAAGGGACCAGGUGGCACUUACCACUCUACAGGGAGUAAAUCCAACCGUGGAAAAUCCUCUGUCCGAGAGGUGAAAGUAUCCAGUAAACUGAGCAGAUAGUAACCAGGCUUUGCCAUCUCUGCAACAGUGAUUUACCCAUCCUCUUGUAAUGCAUGUUGUGUACGUCACUGUAUAUUUCUAAUGAAAAUCCAAAUCAGUGUUGUUUUUUAUGUUCCAAAAAGACUUGAAAACCCUUAGUUAUGUCUUUGUAAUGGCAGGAAUGUCUAAAUUACCAUUCCACUUUUGGUCUUUAGCUGUGGGGAACAAUCAAAUGGGAAGAUGGGUUGUAGAGGUUAGUGGCAUUGCAGGCCAAUCUGGUGGGUCUGCUAUUAAUGUUCAGUUGAGACAACGGUUCAUGGUAUCAUGCAGGAGUCUGAAUACAAUUUUUACUGUCAAAACUUGGCAACCAGGAUUGUAUUGAGAAAAGUGCAUACUGUUAUAAAGUAACUUAAAAGUAACAUAAAACCAGAUAUGUAAAAAAAGCGAAUAUGCUGCAUUAACCGAAGAGGAGAACCUGCUACUGUCAGACACUUGUUUGACUAGUAUCUCCUCUUCAUAGGUUGUUAAGCAAUUGACUUCUUUUAGUCAAAGUACCUUACAUUUCCUAGACUAUUUUCCUGUGUAACAAGUGUACGAUUCCUGUUUUAAAUUAGUAGUACAUUGGGUUCUGUUCACAUCAGUUUGGUCUGGGUUUUCAACAAGUUUUCUGAUACGUUGAUGGCAAGAAAGGGCUGUCUGUAGCACAGUUUCUUUUAUGAAAAAUACUGCAGCUGUGAUUGGCCUCGCUGAAGUCAGUGGGGUCUGUCAUUGCCGAUAAAUCGGAAUGCUGAUCCAUCACCACCUCUUGGCUUCUGUUCUCUAUGGCAUUGGUCUGUACUUCAUGGUAUCAUAGGUUCAUCGGGAAAAAGUGUUUUCGGCAAAGAAUGCAAAUAUCUGGUUGGUUUACAUUACAAUACAUUUACAGGUGCUGUUACGUGAACCCAUAUAUUUGAGAUACUAAUGUUGGCUGCUCUUGGUACCCUUAAAGCCUUACUAAAGACAACUUUGGACAUGUUGAUCAGACAUGUCAACAUUUGUUGAUCGCAUUGGGCCUCACUCCUGAGAACCACUGAGAUUGUGAAUUAUUUAGCAAGAUAAGUGGGUGGCACUGCGCUCCUCUCCUGGGCCAAGAGAUCUGUGUACAUUUCUCUACAUAGAUUUCUAUGCAACAAAAUGGACGAAUCUCUCGGCCUGGGAGCUGAACACAAUGUUGCUUCCCCAGCUAAUAACUCACGAUUGCAAUGGGUCUCCGGAUUGAGACCCGGUGCGAUUAACAACUAUUGACAUGUCACGAGUUGUUUUUAAUGACAGUAACUCUUUUAAAGGGACCUCCUACUUUGUACAACCCCGUUACGUAUGCUUAGAGGUGUAGAAAAAGUAGUGAUUGGGACCACUUUCUAAUAUCUGGGCUACAGAGUAAAAAAAAUGUUUAUUAUCAGUCAUAGAAAAGUGUAUCAGAAUCACCUGUAAGCGUAGAGAACCUGUCCAAAAAGCUGUCCAGUGUUGGUGAAAUGUUUUUUGAAGCGCUCAGGCUGCCUUAAAAAAUAUGCCAAACGUACCUGUGUGAGCAGCUGCUAUUCCUACAGUGCCUUGACCCUGCUGAUUGGCGCUUCUUGGAUCAGCGGGUAUUAGACAGGUGAUUUAUGGCUUGUUUUUUAUUUUUUAGGUAACCUGAGCCCUUAAAGGGGUUCUCCGGUGCUUAGACAUCUUA